AUUUCAUACUACCUUGCUCAUUUAGUCUACAAUUAGAAUCGUGUGUAUUAAUACGAAACGUUUUUCACGUCUGAUUAACAUUUUUAAAUAAUCAUUAAUAAUCAGGCAAUUAACAGAAGCAGCAAUAUGAUACUUUCACGGGUUUACAGAAGUAUUAUUAAUAUUGUUGAUAAACGCGUGCCUCAGUUUGCGAAACCUUUUUGGGAAUAUGAAGCGGGGCCCAAAACAAUAUUUUUUUGGGCACCAAUUUGUAAAUGGGGCUUAGUAAUUGCUGGAAUAAAGGAUCUUACAAGACCAGCAGAACUUUUAUCAGCAGAACAAGCCGCAGCUAUAGGAGUAACUGGUUAUAUUUAUUCACGAUUUUCAAUGGUUAUCAUUCCGAAAAAUUAUACAUUGCUGUCAGUUAAUGUUUUCGUAGCUAUUACACAGACUAUUCAACUUGCAAGAGCCCUAAAUUAUAAAUAUGAACAAGGAGAGCUUUUUAACAAAAACAGACGAGAAACAAAGAAAUGAAGAUAGAAGUGUUAAAAAAAUGAUAAAAUAAGUUAAAACUUAUCAUCUUGUAAUUUCAUAUCACAAGUGCUCAUGAAAAAUAUACAGUACAUAUUAUGACACAUAUAAAUUGUCUUAUACAAAAAGUUAAAUUAAGUUAUCAUCAAGAAAGUGAUUUUUAACAAACUUUUUUUUAACUUUCAGUGUUUCCCCCCUUGUUACAAAAUUUGUAUGGAAAAGCGAACGUAAUAAGUAAUCGACCCUUAAUUUAUAGCCAAGUUAUGAUGAAAACUUAAAAAAAAAAAUAAAUGACUUUAAUUGAAAUAGUAAUAAAUAUCUAGAAAGAUAAAGUUGAUAAAAACUAUAGAUAAAAUUUUGUAUGUAGACAUAUGCAUCAUGAAAUAGAGGGUAUUUGUAGGGUUCUGAAAGUUGAAGAAUAACUUUUUCUUUGCUCAUGGUGCUGAGGAAAAGAAACCAUAUUCACACAAAAUUUUCAAUUUUUGUGAAUAUAUUGUUUUUGGUUUUUCGGAAAAUCAGUUUUGUUUAACUUUCUGCUUCAGGCUUACGGAAUCAACCUAUAUACCUCAAACUCAAUAUUAAGACUUCUGGUUUUUUGUUUCUGAUAGAUAAUGGCAAUCGCAAGAACUGUAUUGUUUUUGGAGUCAUAAGAUGCUUCCAGUGAGGCACAAGAUGCAUAAACAUUUUUGUAUGUGAAAAGUUUAACCGAUUAUUACAUAACAUGUUUAUUUUUUGUUUACAACGGAAAUAUUUGUUGGUAGUAGUUUGAUAUUAAUAAAUACUUUAUAAAACAAACACGUUUGAACCCAAUAAAAAAGUUAUUUUUUUUUUCUACUUUUUAGUCAACGGGUAAAAACGUGGUUUUUUCAAAAAGUUUUUGUUAUAAAGCAUUUUAUUUUCUAUUUUUAAGUUUUAAAACAUUAUUUAAAGUAUCCAUCGAUCAGCAUAAGUUUGUAAACUAGAACUAAACCGUAGAAAGUCUUCAUCGAUCAGCUGUGCUAUCGCACAGCAUUAGUUUGUAAACUAGAAUUUUUCCAUUGAAAGUCGUAUAACGUGUUUUUUGUAAUUCAAACUUAUAACGGCUUUUCGAAAUUUAAAACUAUUGAAAGUUGUACACAUGUUAUGCAAAAAUAAGCUAAGCCUUAAAGAGGAGAAAAUUUAAUUUUACUAUAAUUAAGCAUUUUUAAGUUUCCAAAAUGCUUGAAUAUUUUAUUUUGUCAUCGAAAAGAUAAGUGCGUGCAAAAUUUCAGCUCGAUUGGAGCAGUAGAAGUGAUCGAAAAAUUGAUCGCAAGAUUUGACCUCGACAAACAGAUAUACAGAUAAGAAAGCAAGUUAAGAAAAACGUGGUAAUAAUAAUAAAUUAAGAAACGUGGUAAAAUGCUUGUGAAAGUAUGUGAAAAAAUGUUGGAACUAGCGAGUUCCUUCACAAGAUUCAGCUUACUGGAUCUAUGUUAUUGAAUGCAUACUUUACUUGUAUCAUAAUGGAAAUAUGUUUUUGGUUCCAGCAUUGAUUUUUUUCUUGCUGUAUACUUACUGGAUCUUGGUUCCAACGAUAGCACAACUUCAAUUUCAAUUUUAAUUUUAAUGACAAAUUAAGUUAUUUAACCAAUUUUUCACAAUGAUCUCUCAAUUUCAACAAAUUGUCAAUGCCCACUAAGAAAUUUUUCUUAUUUCUUAAUUAUAAAAAAAUUGAAAUUGAAAUUGUCAAAGCCCACUUAAAACUUUUCCUCAAAUUUUACUGGAUCAUGGUUUCAAGUUUCAGACAUGAUUUAAACUUUACUGAAUCAUGAUAAUUUGUUGCAGACAUGAUUAAACUUUACUGGAUCUUGGUUUUAAGUUUCAGAUAUGAUUAAAACUUUACUGGAUCAUGAUUUCAAAUUUCAGACAUGCUUAAAACUUUACUGGAUCAUUGUAAUUUGUUGCAGAUAUGAUUAAAACUUUACUGUAUCUUGGUUUUAAGUUUCAGACAUGAUUAAAACUUUACUGGAUCUUGAUUCCAAAUUUCAGACAUGAUUAAAACUUAACUGGAUCUUGGUUUAUUGUUUCAGAUAUGAUUAAAUCUUUUCUGGAUCUUGGUUUUAAGUUUCAGACAUGAUUGAAACUUUACUGGAUCUUGGUUCCAAGUUUCUGAUAUGCUUAAAACUUUACUGGAUCAUUGUAAUUUGUUGCAGACAUGAUUAAAACUUUAUUAGAUCUUGGUUUUAAGUUUCAGAUAUUAUUAAAACGUUACUGGAUCUUGGUUCCAAGUUUCAGAUAUGCUUAAAACUUUACUGGAUCAUUGUAAUUCGUUGUAGACACAAUUAAAAUUUCACAGACUCUUGGUUUUGAGUUCUAGACAUGGUUAAUUUGGGAUUUUUGGUCGAUAUAUUUAAAAAUCUAGUACGAUCUGAAACUUAUAUACCUACUGUAAUCUAUAAACAUUUGAACGAAACGGAGAAGAGUGUUGAGCGAAGCUCACAAAUUUUUACGUCCUGAACGGAGCGAAGCGAUGUGAAGGCGUGAAAAUUUUACCCGUUUUAAAAAUCUUAUAAUACUUAUGAGUAAAAAAAUCUCAGAUUUCAAUAGCACACAUGUUGCAAAACUAUCCAAGACUGUAACCUAUGUUGAAGUCUGAUUUACAUAAGAGACUGACUUCGGAGCAGCAACUGGAGCGAAGCGGAAGUUGCAAAACUAGUUAUGAUAUGACUUACUUCAAAUUGUGAGAACUUUUAACUGUGUUAUGCAUUUUUUUUUGUUGUUGAAGCUCUCUCGACUAUUUGAGAGCUUCCUUUUGGGUAAGAAAAUGUCAUAGUAAUCAAGAUUUAUCCCUCCUUAAAUCCUUAAUCGGUUUUUAUACUCAAGUAGUUGUUAAAUGUAAUUUAGUGUCAUUCACUUAAUGAAAAAAUAUUGCAAAGUAUAGAAAAAAGAAACUCUUUAACAAAUCUUCACAUCCAAAAAUUUUGCAGAUGCGGUAUCUGGACCAAUAUUUAUAUAGAGAAGAUUACUUAUUUGAAUGUCUAUGUGAGCUACGUGAUAAAAUGUAAAUUGCUAUGUUCAUGCUUCGAUGGUUCUCUAAACAAAUUAUCGUCAUUGUAUUUAUGGAUUUUAUUAUGUCCUCACAUAUUAAUGCCUUUCCUCUUUCUUCUAUAUGUAUAUUUAUAUCUUACACUUACUUGGUAUGCAUAUCUGGAAUAAGAAAGAAAAUGAAAAGUUCUUUGUCAUACAAAUAAGUUUUUGACCUAUUUUAUUCGAAUAUUUCUAACAAAGCAAUGUUCCUAAGGCUUUAGAUAACUUAUUUGGAAAUGAUAAAUUCCGUAAUUUAAGUAUUUCCAAUGUAAAGUUUUGUUCAAAGUUUGGAUUUAGUUUCUCGGUUUUAAAAUUAAUAUCUUAUAUCAGAGGAUAUCUGAAUGUAAUCCACAUUCAUACAAAAAGCAAAUUUAUGUUUAUGGCAACAGAUAAUUAAAAUUGUAAAGCAGUGUUAUACAAUUUUAUCUGUUGUAUGAAGUUAAUUUUAAAGUUUUGUGUGUAUGUGGCGUCGAAAUUCAGAGCUUGAAGGGACUCUGAACUUUUAAAAAUGAAAUAAUGAGGACAGUAUAAUUACACUAUCGUUAAAGCAAUUUUGUGCUUUUCAAGCGUAUUUCAAUCUACUCUUAGUUCAGAUUGUACAUGUAAAAAUUGGUAUAAAUCUUGAAAUGCAAUAAAACCAUUUUCCUAUUUCAGAAAACUGAAAAAGAAGGAAUGAAAAAUGCGAUUUUAAACCACAUGCAGAGAGUUACAAAACACACAAAAUUGAAGACUAUAAAAGCCAGAAAACUUUGAGUGCACUCAUACGAAAAAUUGCAACUAAGAGAAAGGUUUAGUAGUAGUGUUGAGCAACUAUUGCCUUAUGAGGCAUACAAUACUUAGCAUUAAAGCAGACUGCAGAUAUGACAUCACCAGCAUGACACAUUUGUUGAUUAUGCUUUGUGAGUUAAUGCUGCUGAUGACAAUCGAGAGGAAAGGGAAAAGAGUCUUUAAACUGUUGAAUUUUGCACCAGCAUAGUGUAGAAAGUCACAAGCUUUUAUAAAUGAUUGUUAAGGUUUAUGUUUUUGAGUGCUUUUAAAAAUGGAUUUUAUUAUGUUUUCGAACUCUUGCGAAUGAUGUAUAUGGGAAAUUAUUGGUCACAAAUAUAUCAUAUAACUUAAAGUAAAGCUGAAUAUAAUGGAAUAGUCUAGUUGGAAAAUAUGUGAUUAUUUAUGUUUCAUCAAAUGCUUGUCCAAUUGGAUAAUGCAAAUUAUAUUUAAAUAAAUAUGUUAAUAUUUUGUCUAGGGUUUAUCCUGUAAAUUCUAUUAAAAUGUAUAAACACCAUUUUCAUUUUGGCAUUCGUCUAUCGAUUAAAGCUAUAAAGCAUUCAUAUCAGAAGUCUUUGUUUUUUUUGCUCAUCCUCUUCCCUGAUUCUAUUUUUAUUCAUGGCCAUGUUAUAUAGAAAUCAGAGAAAUGAAAAUAUAUGCCGAGGAUGUGCUGUCAACCUCUGUCAUGUUUUUCGUGAACGUGAUGAUUUGCUAUCAAAAAUCUGAAAAUGAGGUUUUAUCACAACAAAAAAAUAGAAUAAUCUUUAAAAUUAAAUUUACUUGAAUUAGAAUUUUAAGGUUUCGAGGUUUUCGAUAUGAAAAAACCAGAGAUCGAAGCCAAUUUUUUCGGCUUAACUCAAAUUUUGAUUUUUUGAGCUCAGAAUUUCAAAUUAGCCGAUGAUGAAAUUCUGAGCUCACUAUAGCUACAUGCUGACAAAAUAUUACACAGAAUCAUAGUAAAGCAUGUAAAGUUCAAUUUAAAUACUUAAAAUGGGUGUAAAUUGGCUUUUUUCUAUCCUAAUUAUUAAAAUUAUUCUUUUGUGAGUACAUAUUAAUACGG
Molecule: messenger RNA, 5380 nt
Organism: Chironomus riparius
Lineage: Eukaryota; Metazoa; Arthropoda; Insecta; Diptera; Chironomidae
Source: the annotation of a GenBank genome assembly